Coregonus sp. 'balchen' is the source of this 3681-nucleotide messenger RNA. NCBI's taxonomy places the organism in Eukaryota, Metazoa, Chordata, Actinopteri, Salmoniformes, Salmonidae. The record is from the annotation of a GenBank genome assembly.
CCGACGACUUCCGGGUCAACUUUCCAUGCGAAAUUGACUGUCAGCACAAUUAUCAUCUCGUUAUGAACCACAUUUAGUUAAUUGGCAAGUGUGUGAAGUACUCCAUUCAUAUUUUGUUUCUAAGGUUUAAAACAGUUGCUUCGAUUCAUGCAAGAUGGUGUUUUACUUCACGAGUGCCGGUGAGUAACUGAGCUUGUCUUUAGCUGGCUAUCCCGCCCAUAGUUAGCUGAACCAGCUAGCCUAGAGAAUAUUAUUGAAUCAUUUUGUUAGCUAGCUACGUUUGAUUUCUAGCUAGAAAGCUUUCUUGACACAUAACCAUGAGUUGUCAGUCAUCAUGGAUGUUUGUUGACAUAUUCAGCCAGCAGAUGAAGCUAGUCAGCUAACGUUAGCUUAGCUAGCAAGGCAUUUAAUUAGGAAUAAUAAUCAUGUGGAGUGGCGGAUGGCAGAGUAAUUGUCCUAUUCUGAGAAUGGAUAGUUAUGUUAUCCAGACCCUACUGUGUAGCUAGGCAAAUGAUCAUAUUAUUCGUGUUUAAUUAGCCACAUAGCCUUGUUGAUAUAGCUAACUAUAACUAUUAACCUUUGCUUUGUUUUUAAUUUUACAGUUGUUACACCUCCCUACAGUAUCUACAUGGGGAAAGACAAAUAUGAAAGUAGGUGGCUGGUCAUUUAAAGUCUUGUUUUCUAACAAACCAUGAUUCAUGUUGUUAGCAGCAUUAAAGAUGACUACCCAGCUAACUGUCUGCUUAUUUCUCACUAUUAGAUGAAGAUCUCAUCAAAUAUGGAUGGCCUGAAGACAUUUGGUGAGAAACAUAUCUCUCUAUACUUAUAACUGAAACCAUGAGCCUCUUAUUGGGAUUUGACCAUUGAUGAGUCUGAACAUUCGUCUGAUACAUUACUCUGCAGUGUUGAAAAAUAUCCACAAGGUGGCCCUAGAGCUAGGCUAAGGUACUGUAGUCCUUUAUCAGCUAAUAGUGCUGUGGUAAUAUGUAUGUCAUUGAUUCUUUUAGUAUGUGUGCCUUAUUGCUGUUAUAAUAAUUAUGUCCACAGGUUUCAUGUGGAUAAACUCUCUUCUGCCCAUGUGUACCUACGAAUGCCUAAGGGACUGACAAUAGAGGAUAUUCCCAAGGAAGUCUUGAUUGACUGUGCACAGCUUGUGAAAAACAACAGCAUCCAAGGUAAUACAUUGAGUUUCCCGGUGAGUUUGAUAUGAAUACUAGAGUAGUUAAUACAAUAUCACAAACAUCUGCAUAAAUCUUGGUGAUAGCCUUUUAACUCUUAAUUACUCUUAACAGGUUGUAAAAUGAACAACAUCAAUGUUGUCUACACACCAUGGGCCAACCUAAAGAAAACAGGGGACAUGGAUGUAGGCCAAAUAGGUUUCCAUCGACACAAGGAGGUCAGUGAUCUCUCUGUUGGCAUAAUGAAUCUGUGUUACUUUCAGAUCUGUCUCUUUUAUAUGUGUCUCAUCUUUUGUUGUUAAUAUGUUCUUCGUUUCUAUAGGUUGUUAUCAAUAAAACAUCACAAUAAGGUGCAGAGCGUUCAAUUUGCCUGCUGGGGGGAAAGGAGACCCCAGCUUCGCUAAAACCAUUGACAACUGCAUGUAGUUUUCAAGGGAUUGUUAACAAAUGUUAACUAUUUGGUUUUAAUAUCAUCACCUCUUGAAGAGCAUAGUCAGAACUACACAUUUCCAAUUAUUCCAUGCAAAACAAUUCCGCACAUGUAGUUCUAUCAUCUGCGUUAUAAAGCAAGUAACUGCAUGAUUUUCAUGAUCAGUAAACAUCAAUUGAUCAUGUAAUUUCAGAUACCUGAGGGUAGACUCACGAUAUCUCUCAAUAUUGGCCUCCAUUAAUUGGAUAAAAGUGAACUAUACCUGAUAAGUAUGAGUGGUUUAGGAAAAUAGGUGGGCUCAACAUUGUUUUUAAGAGUGUUUAAUCACAAUUGCUGCUGACAGACAUGAUAGGCUACAUUGAUUGAUGGACAACGUCAAAUUGGCUAGCUAGCUAAUAACAGAUCAUGUCAAUAUGGCUAGUUAACAAGCUAACUUUCAGUGGUGAUGACAGUAGUCCGACUGACAACUUUACCAGCACAAGGAUUUGCCGAUGUCAAGCUCUUUCCAAAAGCCCAAUCUGAUGAAGCAAGCUAAAUUACACGUUGUUUGCUUAGCUAGCUAGCUACAUGCUAAAUAGAUAGGUUACCCUCAAAUAUCUGAAAAUACAUGAUCAAUUGAUGUUUACUGAUCAUGAAUAUCAUGAAGUUACUUGCUGUAUAACUCUUAUAGAGCAAAAUGUGGAAUAAUCUAAAUGUGUAGUUCUGACUAUGCUCUUCAAGAGGUGAUGAUAUUAAAACCAAAUAGUUAUAACAUUUUAUUUAACAAUCCCUUGAAAACGGAACGUAGCUGUCAAUGGUUUUAGCAGAGCUGGUGUUCUUCUUGCCCCCAGCAGCCAAAUCGAACGCUCUGCAUCGUAUUGUGACGUUUUAUUGAUGACGACCUAUUGGUUUUCUAUUUUGGUCAUUUAAAUGAAAGGAUCAUUUAAACCUGUUUGUCUACUGUUUUGUAGGUGAAGAUCGUGGCAGUAGAGAAGAAGGUCAAUGAGAUUGUGAACAGGGUGGAGAAAACAAAAGAGGAGCGAUACCCUGAUCUAGCAGCAGAGAAAGAGUCUCGAGACAGGGAGGAGAGAAACGAGAAGAAGGCCCAGAUACAAGAUCUGAAAAAGAAAGAGAAAGAUGACAUAAAAAAGAAAAGAGAGCUGGAAGAGCUCAAGUAAGUUCUCUUAUCUCCCUAGCUACAUCAUCUAUCUUCAACUGGCAUCCCAAAACACCAUGUGAAUAGUCAUUUAUGUGAAUGAUAUGAACUUACACAGUAAUUGUUCCUAAACAGAAGUUACUCUUCGCUGAUGACGAGUGACAAUAUGACAACAAAUGAGGUGAGUUGAUUAACAAAUUCCGAACAGUUAUAAUCUGUUUCUUUCAGAAAUAGACUGGCUUGUUAAUCAGUUAUAUGACUGUGUUGUUGGAAUAGGACCAUUCAUUAUGUCAGAAAUAUAUAAUGGUGUCUUUUUCAGGACGGAAACGAUUCGGAUGACUUCAUGUAAAAGGAGAAUAUGGGACAUCGGUGAGACACCAUCACCUGCAAGUAAACAUUGUUGGGUUGCACCCGCACUGUUAUACCGGACAGUGCUUUGACAUUGUGUAUAUAAAUCGAUAAACUUGCUACUGUAUUUUUGGAACAGUACUCGUGCCAAUUAUGCACAAUUUCAGGACCAUAGUGAACAGCUUGGUUACCCUACGCUUCUUGAAUUUCAAAGGAAAAAUUCAAAUAUCAUUGGUAUCUUGUACUUUACAUCCUCUGCUUGACUGACAAGAGGGUAACAACAAUCCCAGAUUCCUCAGACAAGUGCUGUCAAGGAUUUAGUCUUGGGACUGCUAUGCUCUAUGCUCUAUGAUCUAAUUAAGAAUUGGUGCAUGUUGACCUAAUGAUUUGAAUGCAUAUAUGAUCUUCUGACCAGUAUGUCUAGCUAUGGGUGAAAUGAAUAUGUACUUGACAUCUAUUAUUAUUUACCUGGCCGAUGGUGCAGGCUUUGUCCUGUCCAGAGACUGGAGCCUAGUAAAUGUGUCCUCAUGAGGCCAUGCAACUGAACGAGUGCUGACGUUAAUAAAAAUCCCCUUGUUUAUCCACGCAAA